Messenger RNA from Tyto alba (common barn owl), 2653 nucleotides. Its product is annotated as epidermal differentiation-specific protein-like. The transcript has a single exon. The record is from RefSeq and is a predicted model, not a curated record. Gene Ontology annotation, biological process: lens development in camera-type eye; visual perception. The coding region runs from base 1423 to 2487 and encodes 354 amino acids. Lineage: Eukaryota; Metazoa; Chordata; Aves; Strigiformes; Tytonidae. Gene Ontology annotation, molecular function: structural constituent of eye lens.
UGUGGGGUGGCACCUGUCUGUGGGGGACAGGGCUCAGGGAUGCGGGGACACCUGGAUUCCUCUCUUGGGGUGAUUUGGCAGGGACAGGCUGCCAGAGCAGGGGGGGGGUCUCCAUCCUCCUCCGCCACAGGAUGUGGUUGCCCACAGGCCCUACCAAACCCUGGUUGCUUGCAGGACUGGGACACCCCCACGCAGCCAGGGCUGGCCCCACUUCCCAGAUCUGCACUGGCCCCAAGGGACACAUUUCAGCCCAGAGGCUUUGGGGGUCCUGGCUGUCCUCAGCCCAAAGUGAGGGCUGCAGGGGUUGGGUCAGGAUCCAGCCAUACCCUUGCUGGGAGCUGCUUGUGUCAACUUUGGGGCUCUCUGCUCCCCGCCCUGUGCCACAGGGACAGCCCUGGGCUGGGGAGCGCUGUGGGGACGAGGAGAUGAGGCAGCCCCAAGGCCUGGGCACAUAGCCAGGAGAAGCCAGAGGCUUGGCCUGCUCCAGACCCCUCAAGCUGCCUGAGCCCAUUUCCCAUGGGGUGACAUCCAGGGGGAUGCCCUGUGUCCCACACCAGCAGCUCCCUGGGGUGGCCAGCUCCAGUCCCUGCCAUGAGGACCCUCAUGGUGCCUUGAGGUGGUUUCCCACCAUCCCUGUGCCCGGGCUGGGCGUCAGCAUCCCGCCGCGCCCAGGGCUGGCACUUGUCAUACCCCAGCAGCGCCGUGGCCAUUCCGGGUGGUCUGUGGCCAUUCUGCCCGUGGAGGGACAUGGGAGGACAAGUGCCACCACUUGCCCCGGCCAUCCUCGGGGAGCAGUGCCAUGCUGGGGGGGCUGUGUCCUGCGCCUGGGGUCACCGGAGUGCUGGAGGGGCUUGCCUCGGGGCACUGGCUCACCCCAGCACCAUACCCUCUCACCCCGCCGGGGCGAGCCCGUAGUUCCUGCCCCACCGGCAACACACGCCGUAAUUAGCACGGGCAGGGCGGAAGCAUCAAUGAUAAUUGGCGGUGACUCGUUAGCGCUGGAGUGCCCGUGUGCCCGGGGCGCGGCAGGACUUUCCGGCAGGGCUGGUCUGCGGGCCCGGCUGGCAUCCCGGUACACCGGCUGCCGUGCGGGGCCUGGCCAGCUCCCCACUGCCGGAGCGGGGCCGGGGCUGGGCGCGGGGGCGAGCACCGUCAUCACCUUCGCUUCGUGUCGGAGCACGCCCCGGCCCCCCCACCCCCUUGUAAAAGGCACAGCCGCGGUCUGGCGCCGGGGUGCUGCCGGCACAGACGGUGAGAGCUCAGGGACCAGUUGGGCAAAGGAGAGGUAGAGGGCAGGGGAUAAAAGGGGGUGCCAGGAGGAUCUCUUGCCUGGCCAGGCUUUCCCCGCGGGUUUCCUGUAGCACCCACGCGAGGGGACUUGACGAGCGUUGUGCCCUCGCAGGGGUGGGUGCCCGCAGCGCCAUGAACCGGAUCACAGUGUACGAACGUGCCAACUUUGAGGGGCUGAGCCGGGAGUUCACCUGCGACGUGCCCGACCUGCACGAGCUGGAUUUUGGGGACUGCAUCGCCUCCCUGAAGGUGGUGGGGCAACCCUGGAUCGCCUACACGGACCCCAAGUACGAGGGGCAGCCGCAUGCCUUUGAGGAGGGCGAGUACCCCUCAGUGGGGCGGCCCAACAGCUUCUCGGCGCUGCGUCUCGUGCACCAUGACCUGGGGGACCCCCAGAUCACCCUCUACGAGCGCCCUAACUUCCAAGGCGCCUGCAAGGUGGUGACAGAGGAGACCAACUUGGCGUACGGGUACUUCAACGACCGGGUGGCCUCCCACGUGGUGCAGCGAGGUGUUUGGCUGCUCUACCAGCACCCCGACCGGGGCGGUUGGCACUGCCUGGCGUGGCCCGGGGAGCGUCUCGCCGACUACAAACCCGAGCUGAACUUCCACGCUCGGUUGUCCCACCUGCGCCCACUGCGGCCCGGGCAGCCCCUGGUCUCGGCGCGUCUCCUCUGGGAGCAGAAGCGGGUGGAGGCGGAGCGGGAGGUGCUGGUGGAUGAGAUCGAGGGGGUGAAUGAAACAGAGUCAGAGCAGGCACUGGCAGCCAGCAGCAGCCGAGAGUACGGCACCACGCUCUGGCAGAGCUUCCACUUCAGCAACGCCACCAGCCUCAAAGCCGGGCUCUCCUUCACACUGACCGUGGAAGCCUCCAACGUCUUCACGGUGCAGAAAGGACGCAGUGAAUCCAGCACUCGCCGGGAACGUGUGGAGGUGCAGCUGCCGGUGAAGAUCCCCCCACGCACGGCACUCAGCAUCCAGGUCUUGCGGAAGGAGGUGACGCUCUCCGUCCCGGUCCUGCUCACCAUCACUCAGAACGAAGCCGUCCGUACAGAGAUGGGCGAGUACCGCAGCGUCUCGGGUACCAACAUCAGCGCCCGCUAUAGCUUGAAGCCUCUGCCGGCUGCAGGCAGGGAGCAGGCAGCCACUGCGGGGACUGAGCCGGUGCCCAGCACUGGGAAAGAGCUGGAGCUGUAGCUCUGUCCCAGUACCAGGCACCAGCUCGGUUCCCUUAGUGGUGUGGGACCCCCUGACCCUGGAGGAGCCAGGACCAGACUUGCCCAGCCACGUUGGGUGGCUCUGGCUGGCAGGACAUGAUUGUGCCUCCUCCCGCUGGGUGUUGCCAAUAAACCCCCUUCCCCAA